GAAGGGGAGGAAAGGCCACGGACACGUAUCUCUCUGGGGCCCAGUGUGUUGCGCGAUUUCGCGGCGAGAGGAUCGGCAGAAUCGAUCAGAAGAAGCACAUACGUUCCGCGGCGUCUUUCGUCACGUCGAUCGAGUCGUGUCAACCGUUGAUCGAUCUCUAUCUCUUCCAUCACAUCCGCCAGAAAUCAAACGGCGCGAUCUUGAACAUCGAUCGAUUCCGCGUUUCGGCAUGGCUUUGGCAAUCAAGAUCCUCGUCCUCGUCUGCGCCCUGCUCGCCACAACGAUGGCGGCCGAAUCGGGCAGCGACGGGCAGCAAUCCGGCAGAUCGCGGGUAUCCGACGAACAGCUGAAUCUAGCCCUGAGCGACAAGCGUUACCUGACCAGACAGCUUAAGUGCGCUUUGGGAGAGGCGCCGUGCGACCCCGUUGGACGACGUUUGAAAAGCUUAGUGCCGCUGGUCUUGAGAGGCUCCUGCCCGCAAUGCAGCUCCGAGGAGACACGUCAGAUCAAGAAGGUCCUUUCUCACAUUCAGCGAUCCUUCCCGAAGGAGUGGAACAGGAUAGUGCAACAAUACGUCGGAGUUUCAUAAACGAGAUAUGAUAUGAGUGAGCCGACCACGACGAAUGUACAGAGUAUAAUAACGGAAGACGGAAGGAUAUAAUGGAUGUCGUCUACAUAUUAUGAUAACGUCAAUCACAUUAGUUCAUUCGAUAUUAUCAUAUUAACGAUGGCCGAGAAAGAUAUUUAAAUUAUCAUAAGGCAUAUAUAUAUAUCACUUCCCGUAGAUUUCAAUUUGUUGACGUAAUGUGAGUUACUAGUACUAUCUUUAUUCAAAGUGUUAAACUAUUUGUAUGUUUGAUAUAUAUUCUAUUAAUAAAGGUUAUAUAUAUAUA
Linepithema humile (Argentine ant) is the source of this 893-nucleotide messenger RNA. RefSeq names its product putative odorant-binding protein A10. The record is from RefSeq and is a predicted model, not a curated record. NCBI's taxonomy places the organism in Eukaryota, Metazoa, Arthropoda, Insecta, Hymenoptera, Formicidae.